AUGUCGUUUGUCGAACAGAUAGAUACUUUCGCUUCUAGAAUAGGCCAGGAAGAGGAAUUGGUUAAGAGGUAUUCAAUUUUAAGUGAGUUAUGUGAUGUGAUAGAUUCGAUAACGCAAUCAGGCGAUUAUGAGUAUUUUUUGAAGACAAGUAUUCCGAUAUUAUUGCAGCAAUUGCAGAAUGUUUCAGUUUUGCUGAAUGUUGGUUCUUUGGAACAUAAACUACGGAACUCUGUGUUGGAGAUUUUAAACCGUUGUUUGAUGAAUGAUAAAUUUGAGCCUUAUGUGGUGGAUGUUACGGAGACGCUAUUAGUAGUUUUGAAGGAGGAGAAUGAUGAGAAUGGUGUUUUAUGCAUGAAAAUCUUAACAUCUCUGUUCAAGUCAUUCAAGCAACCUUUACAGGACAGGGUGGAGGAGUUUAUCUCUAUCAUACUUGAGAUAUACAGAAAUGUUCCAACGUUGGUAAGAGAGACUUUUGAUGAUGAGAAUGAUGAGGGUGUUUUGGAGAGUAAGGAUGAAUUGAAUUCAUUAUCGCAAGAGGUAGAUUCUGAAAACGGUAGUAACCCCAAGAAGUUAAGGAAGUCUAUGUUUUCGUUUAAAAGCUUGGCUGAAUGCCCAAUUACAAUGGUUACAUUGUAUUCAUCAUAUAAAAGACUUACCAUGACAUCCCUACCGCAAUUUCUACCUUUGGUUAUAGAUUUGUUGACAUUAGAAGUUGAACAACAAAAGAGAGCGCGCGAAGAAGCCGAGGCUCGAGGGGAUAGGUUAAUCAGCGUCUGUCCUGGUAUUGUGAAUCGACAAGCUUUUUUUGAAUAUAUUUUGGCCCAAAUAAAGGCGACAUCAUUUUUAGCAUAUGUUUUUAUUCGGGGCCACGCACCAGAAUACCUGCAGAACCAUGUAGCUGUAGUGCCAGACCUUGUAAUGAGAUUGCUACAGGACUGUCCCAGUGAAUUAUCCACUGCUAGGAAAGAGCUACUUCAUGCGACGCGCCAUAUUUUAUCGACCAACUAUAAGAAAUUAUUUUUAGCCAAGAUAGACUUAAUGUUUGAUCAACGUUUAUUGAUUGGGGAUGGAUUUACUUCUCAUGAGACAUUAAGGCCUCUGGCAUAUAGUACGGUUGCAGACUUUAUUCACAACGUAAGGGGGGAAUUACAGCUAGACGACAUUGAAAAGACAGUUUUGAUGUAUACUAAAUUUUUAUCGGAUGACUCACUGGCUCUGACUGUUCAGAUAAUGAGCGCGAAGUUGUUACUGAAUUUAAUUGAACGCAUCCUAAAGUUGGGAAAGGAAAAUCCAAAGGACAUUUCAAGGGCUAAGAAAUUAUUGAUGAGUAUUAUUGAAUCGUAUGCUUCAAGAUUUAAGAAUUUAAAUGCACAGUACCAGAAUAUUUUGAAACAUCACAAAAUUUACGAAGGCAACAAGGCUAAGAAAACAAAGGAGAUCCAAGAGAGAAUGGAGGCUGAUAAUAAGAGUACUGAAGAAUUUCUAAAAAAAGUUUUGAAUAAUAGGGAUGAACUUCUACCGAAAGUUGAGCCUGCUCAGACGGAUGCAGAUGAUAUAUCGAUGGACGAUACUAAUAAGGACUUUGACAUGUUCGAUAUUAAAUAUUAUGCGCCAAUUAGAUUAAGUGCACCACCAAGUACGGAUCCAUUAAAAGAUGCCUUUUAUCUAUACCGGACCUUGUUGUCAUUCUUAAAGACAAUCGUUCAUGAUGUAAAGGUUUUCAACCCACCUUCAAAUGAAUUAACCACAAUGAACCCUAAAAUGUGGUCCGCUCUUUCAAGAGUAUUCAGUUAUGAAGAAGUAAUAAUAUUGAAAAAGCUUUUCCACGAAUGUAUUGCUGGAUUAUAUUUAUUUUCUAACAACCCAGGUGCUCCUUCUGUCCCAGAAAAGAAGUACUUUGACAUUACCACUCCAAGUUUACCUGUAUCUGCAACCAAAGAUGGUCGGGAAUUAAUGGACUACUUUGCCAUCAUCUUCAUGCAAAUUGACAGUCCAACCUUUAAUGAAAUAGUAGAAGGCGAAAUUGAGUUUAUGUAUGAAUCAAUGCUUCGCGAUUCUGCCUUGUUACAUGUUGCACAGUCAUUCUUGACCAGCGAAAUAACUUCGCCUAAUUUCACCGGUAUUUUAUUAAGAUUCUUGAAGUUCAAAUUAAAAGAUCUAGGCAAUGUUGAUGGUAAUAAAUCCAAUAUUUUGAUUCGUCUAUUUAAGUUAUCAUUUAUGUCAGUCAAUCUGUUUCCAGCUAGUAACGAGGCUGUUUUACUACCACAUCUGAAUGAUUUGAUAUUAGACUCCAUAAAGUAUUCAACUACUGUACACGAACCGCUGGUAUACUUCUAUCUGAUAAGAACUUUAUUCAGGAGUAUCGGUGGUGGUAGGUUUGAAAACCUGUACAGAUCCAUUAAGCCAAUUUUACAAGUUUUAUUGCAAUCUCUAAACAGAAUGAUUUUAACUGCUAGACGUCCUCAUGAAAGAGAUUUGUAUGUUGAGUUAUGUUUGACAGUGCCUGUGAGAUUAAGCGUGUUAGCCCCAUAUUUGCAUUAUUUAAUGCGCCCAUUAGUAUACGCUCUUCAGGGCUUCCCUGAAUUGAUAACACAAGGUCUUCGAACGCUCGAGUUGUGUAUUGAUAAUCUAACUGCAGAAUAUUUUGAUCCAAUUAUUGAACCAGUUGUUGAAGACGUUAUUACUGCGUUGUUUAAAUUAUUGAAACCACAGCCUUUUAACCACCAAAUUAGCCACACUGCUGUCAGGAUUAUGGGUAAAUUGGGAGGACGUAACCGUCGCUUCUUAAAGCCCCCAUCUGACCUUAGAACUCAAGAGGAAUUAGAUAUUGAAGUGGAUGCAUUAUUCAAGGUUCACGGAUUUAACGAAGAAGUACCUCUUUCAAUAACAAGUGGUAUUAGUUCUGCCUUGGAUAUUUUACAUGAUCAUCGUGCCGAUAUUUAUUACCGACAGAGUGCUUUCAAGUACAUAUCGACGACACUGAAAUUAUUUAUAAAUUCUUCAGCAUCAUCUAUCAACAAUAUUUCACCCUAUUUGGAGAAGGCAGUUGAAGCUUUGAAUAAUGAUAAGUUCGAAAAUGAUUCCUCAGUUGAAGAAAAGCCUCUGUUAGAUCCAAGAGGCCUAAAUAACCAGGAGAAACUGUUAGUCAGGUUGCUAGAAUCUUUGUUUUUCGCAACAUCGAUUGAACAACUUCGAGACGAAUCGAGGGACUUAUUUUUGCAUAUUUUGGACCACUUUAGUUUACUUCAAGUGAACAGCACAUUAAUGGCAAAGAAGGGUCAAUCUGAGGUGUUCACGGUUGAUAUAAAACAGCAGAACUUUCACAUAAGGAACGAUGUGAUAAUCGAUGGUAUAGUAUCCGGAUUGUCGUCAUAUUUAGCUGAUUCAAGAAACCUAGCUGUUGACAGCAUAAAGCGGAUGCAUGAGAAUGGCAAGAUAAUAUAUGGAGAGGCAUAUUUGGAACAUUCGUUUUUAGCUUUAACAAAGAAAUUGAUUCAUUGCUUUUAUGAUGAAGCAUAUUAUAACAAGAUUGCAGGUGUGCUCGGUAUAAGAACUCUAGUAGAAGACCUACAAGUGUCUGUCGAGUAUUUAAGGAAAUUUCAAUUUGAGUUGGUCGCUGGGCUGUUAUUUGUUUUAAAGGACACGCCAGCUGGAGCACCAGCUAUAAUAUGCAGUGGUGCAGAAAAUUUAAUUUUAAGUAUCUUAAGGAAGACAUGCAGUGGAAUCAGCGAAUCCGAUUUAUGUGAAAAGCGACUGCAAAAUUCUUUAACUGAUAUCGUUUGUGAGUUAAGCAAUCAGAAUGAAACUGUAAGAAAGGCCUGCCAAGCUGCUUUAAAGACAGUUUCCGAGGCAGCAAAUAUCCAAAUAUCAAAGUUGAUGGAACACUCAAGAAAUUUUCUAUUAUCUCCCAUCUUUGCAAAACCAUUACGAGCUUUGCCAUUCCCUAUGCAGAUUGGUAACGUGGAUGCAGUGAUUUACUGCUUGAGUUUACCCGACACCUUCUUGGAUUUCAACGAGGAGUUGUUGCGUCUGUUGCAUGAAGCAAUCGCAUUAGUUGAUGCAGAAGAUGUUUCUUUAACGACCAUACCCCGAAUUACCGAAUAUCAAACAGCAAAACAGCUAGUGGAACUAAGGGUUGUCUGUAUUAAACUAUUAGCAUUGUCGUUAAAAAGCGAUAAGUUUUCAAAUGCCCAGCAAGGAAGCAUUAGAAUUAGAAUUUUGGCAGUUUUCUUUAAAACUAUGCUGAAGACUUCUCCAGAAAUAAUCGAUGCUACAUACCAGGGGUUAAAGGAAGUGCUUGCAGAGAACUCGAAGUUACCAAAAGAGUUACUACAAAAUGGUUUAAAACCUAUGCUAAUGAAUUUGUCUGAUCAUCAGAAGUUGACAGUUCCAGGAUUAGAAGCGCUAGCUAGGUUGUUAGAACUAUUAAUCGCUUAUUUUAAGGUUGAAAUUGGCAAGAAGUUAUUGGAUCAUCUUGAUGCAUGGUGUAGAAUAGGUGUGUUAGAUACUCUGUUCGGAAAAGAUUUAUUGGAGCAGGUUCCAACUAAAAUCAUUUCUAGCAUCAUUAACAUAUUCCAUCUGCUUCCACCUCAGGCUGAUAUCUUUUUGGAUGAUUUGGUACUCAAGUUAAUGUUGGUAGAAAAGAGAUUGAGAUUACAAAUGGAUUCUCCAUUCAGAACUCCUUUGGCCAAAUACUUGAAUAGAUUUUCCACUUCAGUCAUUGUAUAUUUCAAAAGAAAUCUAACUUCUAGGCAGCUAGUUUUACUGUUUUGCUCGAUCAUAAAGAGACCGGAGGCUAAAGAUCUACGAAUUGCGUUUGAAGAUGAGUUAGAUGUUUUCUACCAGUACUAUAUGGAAAACAUUCCGAAUAACAGGGUUCGUGUCGUCAGUUUUUUUGCGAAUUCUGUAGACUUAUUUAAUGUUUUAUCCGAAUCUAACACCGAUCAAUGGUUCUUGGAACACCGAAAUAUGGUAUUCAAAUUGAAAAACAUGCUGGAUAUCACUCUAAAUAUUAUACGCGAGGACAAGUUUGAAUAUGAUGCUCUGCAAUUAAAUCAGGCUAUUGAGAAGUUCCAGGCAAUAUAUUUGAAAUUCAUGGAGCUUAACAUAUCUGAUCCAGUUAUUUUGUUAAAUAUAAUUGAAUUCUCUCAAGUCGCUGGAUUUCAACUAGAGCAUACCUUUGAUUGUUUCAUUUAUGAAAAUAUUAUUUCCACAAACAAUAUUGAGCAGAAGUUACUAUACUUAAAAGCCUGUCUGUCUUUUUGCACUAGUGACAAACCAUUAGAAGCUAUUAUCUGCGUUUUAAGACAGAUUCUUAAUGCAACUUUCAUUUACGAGGGCUACGUUACAGGAUCUUUAAAGAGGUUUAUCGAAGGUGAAUCAAAAAUACCGGAUUGGUUGGUUUUCGUGUACGAAAAGAUUUGGAAGAAUCCAAACAGUAUCAUUUGUGCUAAUCUAGCAGGUAGAUAUGAUGCAUUUCACUUUGAAUUAUUACAACUUUCAGCUUGUUUUAUUAAAUUUGCCCCAGACAUGGUAUCUGACAUAAAAAAAGAUAUCAUAAAGUUUGCCUGGAAUUUCAUUAAACUUGAGGAUAUUCAAGUAAAACAGGCUGCCUAUAUGGUCACUGCAUUGUUUAUCGCAAAUUUUGAAUUCCCCGUUAAGGUUGUAACUCAAAUAUUUGUUGCCAUUUUGAGAUCGUUCCAAAUUGAAGCACGUUAUUUAGUCAAGCAAUCCUUAGACUUAUUAGCGCCUGUGAUGCCUGAACGUUUGACAAACUCAGAGCAACCAAAUGCAUGGGUUAAUUGGGUAAGAAGAGUAAUUUCUGAAAGCAAUCCACAUCAAAGCGUCACCUUGUACCAAUUUUUAGUUAGUCAAAAGGAUGCAUUUUAUGAGUCAAGGGAUAUGUUCAUUCCAAAUUUGAUCAACUAUAUUAGCAAGCCGACUCUCUUAGCCAAUCCAUCUAUCGAGAACCAGAUAUUAGCAAUAGACAUUGCAGAAUUAAUUCUAUUUUGGGAGAAGAAGUCAAUGGAAGGUAGUUCAUAUGUUGAAGAAGAUGAUGACGUUCACAUGCAGGAUGUUAAUCAUACAGAGUCGUCAACCCCACUUCCUCAGCGAGAGGCUUUUGCUGCAUUUUUAAUUCGGUUCAUUUGUGUGAGUAAUCACAGAGCGUGUGAAACUGAGUUAGGGUCCAGGGCACUAUACAUUCUUUCAGAGUUACUGUCUACCGGUUACUUACCAGAUGCAGUUGUAAAACUUUCCUUCUUUGAGAAGUUUUUAGUACAACAGGAUGUUCAGUCUGCCAACUUACUGUAUUACUGUAUGAAUGCUUUAGAUGUGUUGGAUGUGAUUUUUAGGAAUAAAGAGCCUUCCUGGAUAAUUAAAAGUUUACCCGUUAUUCAAAACUUACUUGAUAAAUGCAUUCAUGUUAGUCACCAUGAUAUUCAAGAAGUUCUACAAAAGGUUCUUAAUACAGUUUUGAAAGCAAUUAGAGAAACAGGUAUUUCUUUUGACUCUGAAGAGGAAACGCCAGCUAAAACAUUUGUAAACACAUUAGUGUCAACAAUCUCGGAAGAUUUAAACGGUACUGCUUCAGUUGCUGCGGGCAUUACUUUAGCAUGGAUACUCUUCAUGAAUUUCCCGCAACAGAUAGAUUCACACUUGUCACUAAUGAUGAGGACCUUCAACAAAUUAUGCAAGGAUCACUUGACAAUUUCUCAACCUAAAGAUGCUUCUGCCAUGGAGGAAGCGAAGAUUACUACAAAAUUGUUAGAAAAGAUGUUUUAUUUAUUAUCAAUGAAGAUUUCUGUUCUUGGAGAUGCGCGCAGACCAUUUUUAUCCACAGUUGCCCUGUUAAUCGAUCGCUCGAUGGAUCAGCGUUUUUUACAGAAAAUUGUUGUUGUUGCAAGGAAUUGGGUAUUCACGAAUGAUAUUUUCCCCACAGUGAAAGAGAAGGCUGCCAUUUUGACCAAAAUGUUAGCAUUUGAGAUCAGGGGUGAACCAACUUUGUGUAAACAAUUCUACCAAAUAAUUUUAGAAUUGUUCGAAAACAAGAGUUUCAACAACAGCGAAAUAACUGUAAGGAUGGAACAACCAUUUUUAGUUGGUACCAGAGUCAGCGAUAUUUCUAUUAGAAAGAAGCUGUUAUCUAUAUUAGAUGCUAGUUUGGAAAAAGAUAUUAGAGAAAGAUUAUAUUAUGUUAUUAGGGAUCAAAAUUGGGAGUUUAUUGCCGACUAUAUGUGGUUAAACCAAGCACUGCAGCUUUUGUAUGGAGCUUUUGACAGGGAACACAAGCUAAAAAUUCAAACCGACUUCCUUAUUGCUCCUCUAGAUUCGGUAAAACGUAAUUUCGCAGACAUGGACAAUUUUACGGCAUCCAAGUCAUUGGAAGAAUUCGUUGAAAACCACGCCAAGUUUAUUGAUACUAUUUCUGAAACGACAUGUAAUGAUCUAAUUGAACCUCUUUUUGAUGUGUUCUUUUUGAGUCCUGCAGCUGUUCGUAAUGCAUGGAUAUCUGUAUUUCCUGUUGCUUGUCGAUCUAUCCCAAGGAAUGAAAAGUACGGUUUUAUUCGUUCGUUGGUCUCUCUUUUGUCCAAAGAUUAUCAUUCCAAACAAGCAAACGCCAGAAUUAAUGUUGUUAACACUUUAUUAGAUUCUAUUAGUAGGGUUGACUCCUUGGAAUUGCCUCCACAUUUGGUAAAAUAUCUGGCUACUUCGUAUAAUUCUUGGUACCAGUCAAUCAGUAUCUUGGAAUCCAUGGAAGAAAGUGGGUCUAUAGACAAUACCAAGAUCCUUGAAGCAAAUGAAGAUGCUUUGUUGGAACUAUAUGUCUGUUUGCAAGAAGAAGAUAUGUUCUAUGGUUUGUGGCGUCGACGUGCUAAAUACACAGAGACGAACAUUGCAUUGUCUUAUGAACAGAUUGGCCUAUGGGAUAAAGCACAACAAAUGUAUGAAACUGCUCAAGUUAAAGCACGCAGCGGAGCUUUACCGUACUCUGAAUCAGAAUAUUCUUUGUGGGAGGACAAUUGGAUUUUGUGUGCUGAAAAAUUACAAAAUUGGGAUGUUUUGACAGAAUUAGCUAAACACGAAGGGUUUACGGACUUGUUACUAGAAUGUGGUUGGAGAGUUGCAGAUUGGAAUUCAGAUAAGGAAGCACUAGAGCAGUCUAUUAAGAGCGUCAUGGAUGUUCCUACUCCCCGUAGACAAAUCUUUGAAACGUUCUUAAAUUUGCAGAGUUUCGCAGAAACUAAAAAAGGCGAUCAAGAUAUUCGAAGGUUAUGUGACGAAGGUAUUCAGCUAAGUCUUCAUAAGUGGGCAUCAAUGCCAGAAAGGUUUACACCUUCUCAUACAUUCUUGUUGCAUGCUUUCCAGCAGUAUAUGGAAUUUAUGGAAGCUGCUCAGGCUUAUGCCAACUUAGCUACAACUACAGUACAAAAUCUGGAUACCAAAGCUCAAGAAAUAAAGCGUGUAUUACAGGCUUGGCGUGAUCGGUUGCCUAAUAUUUGGGACGAUAUUAAUAUUUGGAAUGAUUUAGUUACUUGGAGACAGCACGCUUUCCAUGUUAUAAACAAUGCCUACUUGCCACUGGUCCCUGCGCUACAGCAGUCCAACAGCAAUAGCAACAUUAGCACACAUGCUUAUCGUGGCUAUCAUGAGAUUGCUUGGGUAAUUAACAGAUUCGCCCAUGUUGCAAGGAAGCAUAAUAUGCCAGAUGUUUGUAUUGGCCAGUUGGCUAGAAUAUACACUCUGCCAAAUAUUGAGAUCCAGGAAGCCUUCCUGAAAUUAAGAGAGCAAGCGAAAUGUCACUAUCAGAGUAUGAACGAAUUGACUACAGGCUUAGAUGUUAUAAGUAACACCAACUUGGUUUACUUCAGUACCGUUCAAAAAGCCGAAUUUUUUACUUUAAAAGGUAUGUUUUUAUCUAAAUUGAGAGCGCAUGAUGAAGCAAAUCAAGCGUUUGCUACAGCGGUGCAAAUAGACUUAAAUUUGGCUAAAGCUUGGGCACAAUGGGGAUUUUUCAAUGACCGUCGUCUAUCCGAAGAACCUAAUAGCAUCAAUUUUGCAAAUAAUGCCAUUAGUUGCUAUUUACAAGCUGCUGGUUUAUACAAGAGUUCCAAAACAAGAAAACUUUUGUGUAGAGUUUUAUGGUUGAUAGGUUUGGAUGAUGCAUCUGGUUCUCUUGCUCAUGCCUUUGAGUCUUUUCGUGGCGAAGUUCCAGUGUGGUAUUGGAUUACCUUUAUUCCACAACUCUUAACUUCCUUAUCUCAUAAGGAGGCCAAACUUGUACGCCAGAUAUUGAUUCGUAUUGCCAAGAGCUUUCCCCAGACUCUGCAUUUUCAAUUACGUACUACUAAGGAAGACUUUGCCGUUAUUCAACGUCACACAAUGGCAGCUGUUGCAAAAUCUCGUAUGGGUUCGAACAAUGAUAAUGCGUCCCCAGAUGAUAAAAUUGCUCGUCAACCAUGGGAAUACUUGGAUGAAUUAAAUGGAAUUUUGAAAACAGCUUAUCCUUUGCUUGCUCUAUCACUAGAAUCUUUAGUUGAUCAGAUAAAUCAAAAGUUUAAAACCACACCAGAUGAAGAUCUUUUUAGACUGAUUAAUGUUUUACUAAUUGAUGGUACUUAUAAUUAUAACCGAUUGCCAUAUCCCAGGGAGAAUCCUAGGCUCCCAUCGAACACAGAAGCUAACCUUGUCAGAUUUUCAGAAAAUCUUCUUCCUCCUCAUAUUCGUGUCAAAUUCAACGCCGAUUUUAUUGAUAGCAAGCCUGAUUUCGAUACCUACAUUAAAAGAUUACGUCACUGGAGAAACCGAUUGGAAUAUAAGUUGGACAGAACCCCCCAAGUCGAAAAUAUGGAGAACAUCUGUCCUCACUUGAGUAACUUCCAUCAUCAGAAAUUUGAAGAUAUAGAGAUACCUGGUCAAUACUUACUAAACAAAGACAACAAUAACCAUUUUAUCAAGAUCGCAAGGUUUUUGCCAAAUGUUGACUUCGUCCGCGGAACUCAUUCCUCAUACAAAAGGCUAACAAUCCGUGGGCAUGAUGGCAGUCUACACUCAUUUGCCGUUCAGUAUCCAGCCGUUCGUCAUUCAAGGCGGGAGGAAAGAAUGUUUCAAAUGUUUAGACUUUUUAAUGAAACACUUUCUAAGAAUGUUCAAACCAGACGUCGUGAUAUCCAGUUUACUUUACCAAUUGCAGUUCCACUUUCUCCGCAAGUUAGGAUUAUAAAUGACUCUAAUUCAUUAGUAACCUUACAUGAAAUAUACAAUAAUUAUUGCUUAAAGAAUAACAUAGAUCGAGAUGCAAUUCAAGAUUUUGUUACCGAACAAUUGAACGUCGCAUAUCACAAGGCCUUACCAACCCCUGAUAUUACUGCUGUAAGAGUUGAAAUUUUCAGUUCUAUUCAGUCCAUGUUUUUACCGUCCACUAUUGUGAAGGACUAUUUUAAAACAUUGUUCACUGAGUUUGAAGAUUUCUGGUUGUUUAGAAAACAGUUUUCUUCCCAAUAUGGUGCUUUUGUAUUCAUGUCCUAUAUGAUGUCUAUCAACAAUCGCUCGCCUCACAAGAUUUUCAUAGAUGAAAAAUCUGGUAAUGUUCAUACUUUAGAAAUGUUACCAGCAAGGUAUCAUUACGAAAGAGUGAAACAGUUUGUUAAAUCAUUUGAGGCUAGCAUCCCUAACGAUGCGCCCGUAUUCCACAACAAUGAAACUGUGCCAUUUAGAUUGACACCAAAUAUUCAGAAGCUAAUAGGUGAAUCUGCUAUGGAAGGAAUAUUUGCAGUGAAUAUAUUUGCUAUAGCUCGCGCUCUGUUAGAGCCAGAUUAUGAAUUGAACACAUAUCUGUCGUUGUUCAUUCGUGAUGAAGUUAUCUCUUGGUAUAGCAGUAUGCAUAGGUCUAUCGUGGAGGAUCCCCAAUUGCGUGAGAUUGUUGCCACGAAUGUUGACUUGAUCAGCAGAAGGAUAGCUCAAAUGGGUCAUUUGAGUUCUUCACCUUCAGUGGCCACCCAAUAUGUCCUAGAUGCAAUUAGUGCCGCCGUCAGUCCAAGAAAUCUGGCUAAGGCCGACCAAAGUUUUAUGCCUUGGUUGUAA
This is a messenger RNA of Eremothecium cymbalariae DBVPG#7215, 11082 nucleotides long. It is a transcript of the gene TRA1, whose product is annotated as histone acetyltransferase TRA1. The transcript has a single exon. NCBI's taxonomy places the organism in Eukaryota, Fungi, Ascomycota, Saccharomycetes, Saccharomycetales, Saccharomycetaceae. Gene Ontology annotation, molecular function: transcription coregulator activity; protein binding. Bases 1 to 11082 code for a protein of 3693 amino acids. Gene Ontology annotation, cellular component: nucleus; SAGA complex; NuA4 histone acetyltransferase complex. Gene Ontology annotation, biological process: DNA repair; regulation of DNA-templated transcription. The record is from RefSeq and is a predicted model, not a curated record.